Messenger RNA from Populus euphratica (Euphrates poplar), 1443 nucleotides. RefSeq lists its product as uncharacterized. The transcript is spliced from 5 exons. NCBI's taxonomy places the organism in Eukaryota, Viridiplantae, Streptophyta, Magnoliopsida, Malpighiales, Salicaceae. The coding region runs from base 1 to 1443 and encodes 480 amino acids. Gene Ontology annotation, molecular function: RNA-DNA hybrid ribonuclease activity; nucleic acid binding. The record is from RefSeq and is a predicted model, not a curated record.
AUGGUACAAGAGGAUAAGGAGAAGACAACCUUUGUAACACCAUGGGAAACCUUUUGCUACAAAGUCAUGCCUUUUGGUUUAAAGAAUACCGGGGCCACCUACCAAAAGGCUAUGUGUUCGUUCGGGGUGAAAUCUGGGAAGUUGUUGGGAUUUGUGGUGAGUGACAAAGGGAUAGAAGUUGAUCCCAACAAAGUAAAAGCUAUUCAAUCUAUGCCACCUCCCAAGACUGAGAAGGAUGUGAGAGGUUUCAUAGGAAGGAAGAAGAACCCAGGAAUUUGGAAUGAAGAGUGCGAAGAGGCCUUUGAGAAUAUCAAGCAAUACUUAUUGAAUCCAUCCUUGCUUGUUCCUCCUGUACCAGAAAGGCCAUUGAUAUUGUACCUAACAGUAACAAAAAUAGCAAUGCCAUUGAUAUUGUACCUAACAGUAACAAAAAUAGCAAUGGGAUGUGUGUUUGGGCAACACGAUGAAACCGGAAGGAAGGACAGGGCCAUUUAUUACCUGAGCAAGAAGUUCACGGAAUACUCGUUGAGGUACAUUUGUGAAAAGCCCUAUUUAUCAAGCCGAAUUGCAAGAUGGCAAGUUCUAUUAGCUGAGUAUGACAUAGUAUAUAUGACAAGGAAAGUCGUAAAAGGGAGUGUUAUUGCCGAUCACUUGGUUGACCAUGCUAUGGAAGAUUAUGAGUCAUUAGACUUUGACUUUCCUAAUGAAGAUGUGCUUGCAAUCGAGGAAGAGAAAUCAGAUUGGUGGAUUAUGUACUUUGAUGGUGCUAUAAAUGUAUGUGGUAAUGGAGCAGGUACGGUGAUAAUCUCUCCUGAUAGGAAGCAGUAUCCAGUUUCAGUUAAGCUGCAGUUCGGGUACACCAACAACACGGCUGAGUAUGAAGCUUGUAUUCUUGGCUUAGAGGUUGCAUUAGAGCUAAACAUCAGAAAGAUAGAUAUGUAUGGAGACUCAAUACUGAUCAUUUGCCAAGAAAUAGAGUUCACCCAUCUAGGAAGGGAAGGAAAUCAGUUUGCAGAUGCUUUGGCUACACUAACAUCUAUGGCCAAAAUAGACUUUGGGCACAAGGUACAACCAGUACACAUCAAUAUCAGAAAUAACCCAACUCAUUGUUGCUUAGUCGAAAGAGAAGUGGAUGGAAACCCUUGGUACUAUGAUGUCAAGAGUUUCAUCCAAAACCAGGCAUAUCCUAUGAAGGCAUCCGAGAUCGACAAGAAGACCUUAAGGAGGUUGGCAACAGAUUUUUAUCUUGAUAAGAAGAUCUUGUAUAAGAAAUCAUUCGACGAGACUUUGUUGAGAUGUUUGGAUGAAUUUGAGGCAAAAGGCGUGUUACGAGAAGUCCAUGAAGGAAUUUGCUCAACCCAUGCUAAUGGACACGUGAUGGCUAGGAAGAUACAAAGAGCCGGUUACUUCUGGAUGACAUUAGAGAAAGAUUGCAUUAACUAA